ACGUUAUCGCACAGGGAAAGUGGGGGUAGUAGUGUGAAAUCACCACCAAGGGCAGAAUGAUGCUGCAAAAUGUCCAAGACGGCUGGCUGCCCGCUCGCUUCGCCGGGAAUGCCCUAAAGUGGCUGUGGUAUAAGAACAAACCCGUCACCAUAACUGUGGUGUUAGUGGUUGGUGUAAUUAAAAUGCGGAAAUACAUGAAGAAGCAAGAAAGGAGGAAGAACUGGAACAACGCGGGCAAGGACGUGGUGGUUCUGCACAUCCCAUCCCGAGGCUUCUAUUGCCCGAGUCUGUCCCCCUUCGUCGUCAAACUCGAGACCUACAUCAGGAUGGCGGAGAUCCCUCAUGUGAUCGACCACGAGGAACCCAUGGGACCGAAGGGGAAGACGCCCUGGAUCACCCUCAACGGCGAAGACAUGGGGGACUCGCAGAUGAUCAUCGAGAAGCUGGCGGCCAAGUUCGGAAAGGAGUUCGAUGCUCACCUGUCGCAGGAGGAGAAGGCCGUGGCUCACUCCCUGCGCAUCAUGGUCGACGAGUACUUUGUCUGGUGUCUUGGUGUCUAUCGCUAUGGCCAGGAGCGCGGUCGCCACUUGGCAUUGAACGCGUCCAUCCCUUGGUUUUACCGACCCGUAUUGGCCAUGUACUUUAAGAGGUAUUUAGAGGCCGCUAAGACGCAAGGUAUUGGGCGACACAGCUACAGGGAUAUAGAAGAGAUGGGGAGGAAAAGUCUUCAGUCACUGUCGGCUUGGCUUGGCGAGAAGCCCUUCAUGAUGGGCGCCAAUCCAACAGAACUGGACUGCACUGUCUUCGGCAUGCUUGCGUUUGACGUGUUCUGUCCUCCCCUGUCGCCCUUCAAGAGGAUGCUCGAGACCUCCACGCCUACUGCCACCGCAUGAAGGAGAAAUUCUGGCCUGACUGGGAUAAGUGCCUCGACCCGCAUCGUCAGUGAAGAGCAGGGGGUCAUGUGCAACUGGAUGGAGAAAAGGAGAUGCAACAGUUAUGCAACAAAUGUUAGAUCAUACAUACUGACUGGUAAUGAUUUUGUUUUCUUUUUCUUUCUUUUUAACUAGAACUGCAGCGAGGUCGAGAAAUAUAUGUAAUAUAUGCCAAGGUAUUAGCAAAGGUACUUGCUGUGGUUUGAAAUAUUUCGCAAAGUGGUAACCGAGACAGAGCAGUUCAUGUGAUAGAAUACAUGACAAUAAUAUUUUUCAGUUGAUUAUAUGACACGUGUUUUAUGUUUCUGCUACGAAGACGAAAAUAAGGAUGGCUGCUGUAAAUUGCAUUUUCUGCUUUGAACUGAUAGCGUUUUAAUUCUUUGAGAACUAUAUCUAACGCUGUUAUUUGUUUUAAUGUCUUUGAUGUAUUGUGUGAAUAAAUGUGAUCAAAUAUUA
Penaeus monodon (black tiger shrimp) is the source of this 1388-nucleotide messenger RNA. Its product is annotated as failed axon connections homolog. The record is from RefSeq and is a predicted model, not a curated record. Gene Ontology annotation, cellular component: cytoplasm. NCBI's taxonomy places the organism in Eukaryota, Metazoa, Arthropoda, Malacostraca, Decapoda, Penaeidae.